AUGACAAGUACAGUCGCAUCUUCAAAGCUGAAGCUGAAAUUUAAUGGACACACAGAAAGAGUGACAGAUUUAAAAAUACAAGAAGAGAACGGGAAGAAGAUACUAUACACCGCCUCUCGGGACAAGACCAUAAAGGGAUGGGAGUUUGUUGCAGAUGCCACAGGCGAGCUUAUGGCUAAGCUUUCCAAAGUGUUUACUGGGCACGGUGGAUUUGUAAACUCAAUCUCUCUGGCCAAGUCUGGAAAGUACUUGAUCUCAGUGGGAGCAGACAGCACAAUUAGAUCAUGGCCCAUCACUAUAGAAGAGACAAAGAAGCACGCAGAGCAUGCAGAGAAGGCAUACUGCGGACUUGCACACUCCACUGGAACCGAGGAAUCCUCCCAGGAGUACAUUUUCACUGGAGGAGUAAAGCCAGUUCUUAAUGUAUGGAAUGCAAAUCUUGAGCUUAAGAAGCAGCUUAAGAGAGAGGACAACGAGGUGGCAUACAUUACUGUUAUAAAGGCCAUACCAAAGAAGCCAGAAACAAUCAUCUGCGCAUACUCUGAUGGUGCUAUUGUUAUGUGGAACAUAGAAACAGGAAAGAUUGAAAGCUCUAUGAAGGGACACUCCUGCAUCAUUGACUCACUCGUGGUCAGCCCAGAUGGCUCUCUUUGCGCAACUGCUGGAAGAGACAAGACUGUCCUCCUCUGGGAUCUGAAGGAGAAUGGAUCUAACAGAUGCGAAAUAUCUACAGGAGAUACUGUUAACUGCUUAGAGUUCGCACUUUCUGCAUACUGGCUUGCAGCAGGCACUGAAACCUCCAUUAUGAUAUGGGACAUUCUUGAGAGAGAUGUGGUUGUUGAAAUACCACAUCCUGAAGACUGUAAAGGAUCAUGCACUGCCAUUGGAUGGAUUGAUGGAUUCACUCUGGUUGCUGGAUACUCUGAUGGAACUGUUAGACAAUACACUGUUGAUGUUGAGCAGUAAUUAAGUUAAAGGGCGCAUGAAUAAAUGACAUGCAC
Nematocida parisii ERTm1 is the source of this 1001-nucleotide messenger RNA. RefSeq lists its product as uncharacterized. The transcript has a single exon. Gene Ontology annotation, molecular function: protein binding. NCBI's taxonomy places the organism in Eukaryota, Fungi, Microsporidia. The record is from RefSeq and is a predicted model, not a curated record. Bases 1 to 966 code for a protein of 321 amino acids.